UUUACUUUAAACUUUAAAAAAAUCCAUUAAACUUAAAGAAUUCUCACCAUUAGGUCCUUUUCAUGCCCAAAUUAUUUCCAUGGGAUCGGGCCAUAUAAAGCCUUAAUUCUUGCAAAACCCUCAAUCUUACUUACAUCUCCGGCAGUCUAACGGUAGUUGGUUGAAUCAAGAGGAGACAAAAGAUGCCGCUUUAUGAUUGUAUGUUUUUACUGAAACCGCACAUAAAAAAGGAGGCGCUGAUGGACCUUGUCACAAAGGUUGGGAAGCAUGUUUAUAGAAAAAAUGGCGUGCUUACAGAUUUAAAGUCAUUUGGUACUGUUCAACUCGGGUAUGGCAUUAAAAAACUGGAUGGCAGAUACUAUCAGGGUCAACUAAUGCAAAUGACAGUGAUGACACCACCCAGUUUUAACAAUGAGCUGCAUUACCUGAAUAAAGAAGACCGCCUGCUUCGAUGGCUUUUGGUUAAGCAUCGUGACAUCAAAUUUGGGUUGGACUUUUUGGGUGAAGAUGAUGCUCAGACUGAACUAAGAAAGUUCAGGAGCAACAUCUAUGAAAGUGAGGAAGAAGAGGAAGAAGAUGAUGAUGAUGAUGAAUAUAGUGUUGAUGAUUCUGAGAGGAAGUCAGUCUAGAAAACUUAUGAGUUUCACUAUAAGCUGAUCAGGUGCAACCAUAACUCAAACUGGAGGAAGAAAAAAAGUCCACAGUGGAGGUGGAGGGUUUAAACCCCAUCAGUAGCAUAGUAUCCAUUCCCCUUUCCCCUCCCCUAAUGUAAUAAAAAAGGUUCUUUUUUUAAUUUUUAAACCUAUAAGUUAAUGCAUGGCUGAAAGUAAUAGUAGAUCAGUAGAAUUGAUAAAAUUUCUCGCACCGUCUGUUGGUCUU
Messenger RNA from Lycium ferocissimum, 879 nucleotides. RefSeq lists its product as uncharacterized. The coding region runs from base 183 to 629 and encodes 148 amino acids. Gene Ontology annotation, molecular function: small ribosomal subunit rRNA binding; structural constituent of ribosome. Gene Ontology annotation, cellular component: ribosome. The record is from RefSeq and is a predicted model, not a curated record. Lineage: Eukaryota; Viridiplantae; Streptophyta; Magnoliopsida; Solanales; Solanaceae. Gene Ontology annotation, biological process: translation. The transcript has 3 exons.